AACAUCUCUUUUUUCUUCAUAUGUUUACAGUGGUAUAUCUUUUCAUCGUCAUUAGAUGCUUUGUGAUGUACAAGUGAAGAUGAUCGAGAAAGAGGAUGGAGAAAAAUGUGUUUUUUAUUUCUUUUGUGGGAUUUCUGCAUUUGAUCUCAGUUUUAGGUGAUAACUUAAUACAUCAAAAUGUGCCGGACAAAAGGCAUUUCCAAGUCAUAAAACCAGUGUUCUACCACAAUCGACAAGCAAGGGGAACCACACAUAUCAGAAAUGGUACUCAUCUCCAAGAUGUCACGUUAUAUUUUAAAGCAUUCAACAGAGAUUUCUUCAUUGAUUUAAGUGUCAAUAAGUAUUUAUUUUCAAAGAAUUUUAUAGAGAAGAAAAUUCAUAGAAAUAAUGGCUUCUCUAUACACAAGCCUAAAAUAGAGCAAUCUUCUCAUUGUUUUUACCAUGGGUCCCUCCGUGGAUUUCAACAUUCCAUUGUAGCUCUAAGCACCUGUGAUGGUAUAAGGGGUUUGAUAUCAGAUGGGCGCGUCUCCUAUCAUAUAGACCCUUCUCCCGAGCAUGGACCGGGGCAUCAUAAAUUGUACAUAGAACCUGAUGAUCCGGUGCAGCGGCGAGAUGAAAAAUUAGUACAUUCCAGUUUGCAUGCAAAUGCAACAUUAAAUUAUUUACAUACCAGAGAUUUCCUUCAUAGGGUCCGUCGUGAACUUCGGGGUCCCUAUGAUGGAAACAGCAAUGCCCGGUUUAUUGAGAUGUACAUUGUGAAUGAUCAAAGAAUGUAUGAGAGAUACAUGAGGCAGGACAGACAAGUGAUACAGCGAUCAAAAGACAUCGUGAACAUAGUCAGCAAGCUUUACAAUCCACUGAAUAUCUACAUAGCUUUGGUGGGAAUUGAGAUUUGGGAGCAGGACAAUUUCCAAAUACAGCCCCAGGCCAACGACACACUGGAGCGAUUCCUGAACUACAGAAAAUACAGCAUUAACCCCAAGCAUGAAAACGACAAUGCCCAGCUGAUCACUGGCCAGCAGUUUAACAAUAACGUUUUGGGAAAAGCUUAUGUAAAUACCAUCUGUACGUUUAGUUCCUCUGGUGGUGUUUCGUCCGAUCCGGAUUCCAGGAACCAGCUGAUUCAGGUAGCCACCACGGUGGCGCACGAGCUGGGACACAACCUGGGGAUGGCCCACGACAACUACUCCUUCUGUCAGUGUCCAGACGACAAGUGUAUCAUGGCCCCCACUCAGGGCGGCAUUGCCCCUCCCACAAAAUGGUCAACAUGUUCAAAGAUAUCUUUGGCUGAGAACUUUGAGAUAGGGAUGGAUUACUGUCUACGAAACAAGCCAGAGAAGUUGUACGAUGGUCCGGUCUGUGGGAACGGGUUUGUGGAGAUAGGGGAGGAGUGUGACUGUGGGCUGCCAGAGGACUGUAAAACGAGGUGUUGUGAUGCAAGAACCUGUAGACUGACCGCAGGGGCAGUGUGUGCCACGGGGAAGUGCUGCGACACCCAGGCCUGUGUGCUUAAGCCGCGAGCCACUCUGUGUCGAGGAUCUUACGAGGAAUGUGAUCUCCCAGAGUUCUGUAACGGAGAGUCAGAGUACUGCCCAGCAGACGUGUACAGGAAAAAUGGAAUAGAGUGCGGGAAUGGCCAGUCAUAUUGCUUGAAUGGGAAAUGUAAGACCCACACAGGACAAUGCCGCCUUCUCUGGGGGCCGACGGGGAGAGUGUCUGACCCCAUCUGUUUCCAGCACCUCAAUGUAAAUGGGUCCAGUACAGGGAAUUGUGGGUACAAUUUACACACUCGGCGAUACACUCGGUGUGACAAAGACAGUGAUGUCAUGUGUGGACUACUUCACUGUGUUCAUCUGAAUGAGAAGCUCAUGUUUUGGAGGGAAACCCUGAGUGUUGCCCUGCCCGCCUCCUUCCUGACCAAGGGGUCAAAGACCUACAUCUGUCGAUCAGCCACGCUAGAUGUAGGGCUUAACAUGCCCGACCCGGGCCAGGUCCCUGAUGGGGCCAAGUGUGGGCAUGAAAAGAUAUGUUACAACCAUUCAUGCACAUCUUUAGCCAGAAUUCCAACAAAAGAGUGCCCAGACUGCAACAAUAAUGGGGUGUGUAAUAGUAUCGGUCAGUGCCACUGUAAUGAAGGGUUUGGUCCUCCUUUCUGUAAUGAGCCCGGGUAUGGAGGAAGCAUACACAGUGGACCAAUCAAAAUUAAAGUGGAUGUGAAAUGGAUUCACAAUAACGACCUCCUGAUUGGCUUGCUGGUGACGUUUGCGAUGAUCAUUGUGAUUGGCUGUCUUGCUUUCUUGGCCUUCUUCUACAGAGAGUCUCUCAAAAAAUGGUGGAUCAAUCACCCGGGAGGCUUGAAAUACAGGGUUCCAUGUUUUUCAUUAUCAUCAUGGAAACGUCCAAGAAAUACAUCGGGAGGAACAGCUGCUCAAACGAGAACUCCAAACACACAGAGAGAUAUAUCAACACCUGUGUUUCAAAGCACAACUGCUAGCCAAAACCAAAACAGAACCAUCAAAAAUGAAACCAGUCCAGAGAAAGUGGCUCUAAAGCCCCAGUCUAAAUCCAAGACCCCUGCUCACAGGCCAGAUCCCCCAAAGUUCUUCAAGAAAAAGGAGAAACAGGAGUCAAGUUCUGCAACCUAUCAAAAUGUUGCUGUUAAAAUGCCCCCCAAUCAGACCAGACAGCAGGAGUCUUCAUUUCAAGAAGUGAAACUUAAUCCUGUGCCAUCUGAAACAAAAGAAUCUAAAUCACUCUUCUCCAAAUUUUCAAGAAAACUGUCCAGAAGUGAGGAGAGCAAACCAACAGAACCAGUUAAACCCCCUUCGUUUACUCCUACACCCAAACCCAUCGUCAAACCAGGAACACAGCCUAUUGGCAAGCUGCCAAAAUCGGCAUUAAAACCUUCCGCACCUGCAGCAGCCCUUAAACCAUCAGCACCUUCUGCUGCUCUAAAACCAAAUGCAUCUGCUGCAGCACUUAAACCAACUUCAUCGUCUGCUGCACUAAAGCCCUCAGCCCCAUCGGCUGCACUGAAACCCUCAGCACCUAAUGUUGCUCUGAAACCUUCUUCUCCAGCUACUGCAUUGAAACCUGCAGUGAGACAAAACUCUAAUUCUUCUAAUUCUAGUCCCUCCGUAACGAGGCAAGAUUCCAAUUCUUCUGGAAGUGGAGUUGCAAUGCGCAAAGAACGUGUCACACGUGAAAUUUCUAACCCUGUGCUUAUUAGCACAACAGACAGACGAUCUCAAGCUUUUGUGCAUGAGAUCAAAGAUGGUCAGUUGGUUCCACCUGUUCCGGCUCAUGUGAACCGCAGCAGUUCUAGUAGUAGCAGCAGUGGUCAUUCACCCUCCAGACCAAAAUCUAUGCCACUGCAGGCUCAAAAAUUAGCAUUCCUUGGGGACCAAAACCAAAGAGCUGCAGAGGAGCCUCCCAGAACAUCCCCCCAAAGGCCACCUCCCAGCUAUGAAAGUUAUCUUAAAUCCGCAGGUCAACCAGAGAAAAAGUCUGGACCACCAAUUAGAUUUGAGUCUGGAUUAAGUAACUCUUCUGCUUCAGAUGAUGUGAAUUUCCCAUUAGCUAAAAAUAGAAAUCCCAUUCCUAAAUUUGGAAGCAAUUCAAAGGAAGGAGCUUCUGGAAAGCCCCUGUUACCUAAAGUGAAAUCCGCAGGUUAUGUAACGGAUCAACCGGAUUCCAAUGGCAGGAAAGUGAAACCAUCCAGGUCACCACCUAAACCAGGAAAGAAGCUACCAAAGAAGCCAGCACAGGCAAGCUCAUCCCUAGAGAAAACAGACUCUUUCGAAAAGGUGCAAGAAGCACCAGGCGUAUCCCAUAUAAAAGCAAUGUUUGAUUCCAUGGACGUUGGCAAGAAAUCAAUGUUUGGUUCCGAUAAUUCUCUUGGACAGGCAGGAAUUAAAUCUCCCCCUGUGACCGGUGAAACAAGACCCAAGCCCUCACCAAAGCCUGGGUCUGGUUCAAAGUUUAGGAGUGUAAAUGUUUGAAAAAUCGAGAGAUCAUUUUGUGAUAAAAAGUUAAAAGUGAUAGGGUGCCAUUAACAUGUAUAUAAAUAUAUUAUAUACAUGUACCAUACAUAGUUAAUGUUAGAAUAUGUUUAUAGAAAGUAGGCAGAUAUUCAAGAAAAUAUUUGUGUAGUUUGCAUAUUUUUAUUAGUACAUUAAUUUACCUACUAUAAAGUUAGAGAUCAAUAGAAACUUGAAUAUUAAGUGAUAUACUCAUGAAUUCAGACAUAUGAAUUAUUUUUUUUAAAUGCUUUUAAAAACACUUAUGGACUUUGUACAAGAUGCUCAUAUUUUUGCCCAUUAUUAUUAAGUAGAUGUAUUUACUUUCCAAACAAUACUCAUUUUUUUUUUAAUGGAAUUUAAUUUUUUUUUCAUUACACAGGUGCUUUAAACCAAUUUGCAAUAAAUACCUCACUGAUAAAAAUGACAGGAUUUUGAAGACACAAGGUUCACGCCAAUCUUCUCUGCUGGUCAGAUGCAAUUUUUUUUUUUUUGCUUUGCUUUAAACCUUUGUCUUAAUUUUUAAAUUAAAAAAAUAUUAGCUUCCCUCCCCUUCUUCCCUCUCUGUUUUGUUUUUGUAUUUAAGUUACUGAUUUAAUAAAACUCACACAUGUAAUGAUAAUAUUGAAUAGAAUUACACAUUUAUAUUUAUGUAUCCCUCCAUAUUGAAUAUAUAAUUAUUAUUAUAUAUACAUAUGUAUUUGCACUCAAUGUGAUAUGAUUUAAUAGUUUUAUCCUAUAUCACUCUUACCCAUUCCUUUUUGAGAGAUUAUUAUAUCCUAGCUGUGAGAUUUUAUGUUAUAUAUCUGUGAGAAGUCAACAUAAUUACCUGGUAUUCUCAUUCUAUGAGUGUCUGUGGAGAGAGAGAGAGAGAGAGAGAGAGAGAGAGCUAGAUCAUCCACAUGACCAUGUGCCUUUUGUUUCAGAAACUCCCCGAUUUUGUCUAUCAUUGACAUGAUAGACAAUAUGGUUAUUUCGUACAGAUAAAAAGUUGAUCUAGAAAACAACUGAAACUUUUGAGCAGAUGUACUGUACUUUUUUAUCAUUAUUUUUUUUACAUAGGGUGUAUGAUAUUCUUGCCAUAUUGGUUUAUAUUAAAGAUAAUGGUGAUAUUUAUCUUGAUUCAAUUCUUACUUUUUUUUUAUACAUGUAUAUAUGAUAAAUGCUUUUAGUUGAAUCUUGUUUGGCACCUAGUACAGCAAAAUUAGAAUUAGCUGGCAGCAAUAUCACGCCUAAUGGCCUUGAUUCAGAUUACAUGAAUCUAUUUAUUUGUCAGGCAUGUAAAAUUGUCAAUGCUGAGGUUUCAUUAAAAAUUUGUUGAUAUCAAUUUUCAUACAUUUAAAUAUUACAAUUCUUAAUUUCAAAGAUCUGUAAUAUUUUGGACAAUAGACUUGCCAAACAAAUUGUUGUCAGGUUUUGAUUUCAAUGUAGAUUUAAAUUUUUGGAUCAAGUUAUGAAAUCCCAGAAAAUUGAUGCUUAAGAAAUCAUGUUGAAAUCACAUAUAAUUAAAAUUCCUCCCAUUUUCUGUCCAACUGUUUAUUUGAAAUUGGUACACAUACUCAAAAUACAUCACAUUUAUAAGCCAUUCAGUGUCUCAGUUAUGACAAUGAAUUGACAAAUUGUUCACAAAUGAAACUUUUAUCUUUGUUUGUAAGACAUAAAUUAUUCAUUGUACAUGUAACGUCACAGAUGAUGCUCAUUUUACGUGUAUCUUUUAUAAAGGAUGCAAAACUUGUCAAUGUCUAUCAUUCCAGUGUUCUGUGUCUUGAUUUUCUUGCUUUCUUAUAUUUUUUUUUCUCUGUUGUUUUUGGUUUUAUUUUUGUUUUGUUUGGUAAAGAAUUUUGAGAAUUUCUGCCUAUAUUAUCACAGUUUUGUUAGCAAAUUUAAAACAGCCUUUGCCAUAUGAUGCUUUACCAUCUGAUUAAUAUAGAAACAUACAACAUGUUCUCCUAUCUUGCAAUACACUGAUUAACUCAUUUAUGAAAUGCUUAAGUUGAACUUCUUUGAAAAUUUUACAAUUUUGAGUUGCAAUAUUCAGACAAUGUUCUUAUUUCUGUUAAUUAUUUCAAUCAGGUAUUUUACAAUAUACCUUUGAAAUUGUCAAAGAAAUAGUAAACAUGUUUUGUUGAUUUUUUUUCCUUAUGUUUAAAUUUUAACAAUGCAUAGAAUUAUGUUGAUGAAGAAUAAAUAUUACUGAAAAAAUUAAGAA
Molecule: messenger RNA, 6228 nt
Organism: Magallana angulata
Lineage: Eukaryota; Metazoa; Mollusca; Bivalvia; Ostreida; Ostreidae
Product: disintegrin and metalloproteinase domain-containing protein 12-like
Exons: 22
Coding region: 96-4001 (1301 amino acids)
Biological process (GO): membrane protein ectodomain proteolysis
Molecular function (GO): metalloendopeptidase activity
Source: RefSeq, a predicted model, not a curated record